AUGGCUGAUUUCUACCGUGGAUUCCAUUUUGUUGGCUGGCUGCUUCUGAUAGUCUGCAGUUGGGCCGUGGACACACCAACCCCUACAUCUCCGCAGACCGUGGAAGUAGACCUAAUCUUUCCGCGCAAUGAGACCUACGCCCCUAUCUCCCUCAUGCCGAUGGUCUUUGCUAUUCAGAACUUCCGCGUUGCAAAGUCUCUCCUACUGAAAUUUGAUUACACUCUCGAACAGGUCCCAUAUAUCAAAACAAAGCCAUUGUAUGGGAUUAGUGAUUUGAAGUACACCAACUAUUCAGGCAGCAGGAAUCAUUUCCCAUAUGCCUGGACCACCAAGCUUAACAACACGGAGGGCACAUGGCUGUUUACCUGGACAUUGCGUGCACUUAACUGCUCCCAACCCACGGAGGCAGACCCAGAGGACCCAGGUCCGCAAAAGCCUUUACACCUUGAGACCGUUAUCAUGAGCAAUUCCGUUUACUUUACUACGACACACGGGGCUAAACAGCCAGAUCUCGUUGCUGCGACGCAAGAUGGCGCCUGCGCUGAGUCACAAGCCGAUACCAUGAAUAUCACGGGGAUACUAGAUGUCCCCUGGUCUGACAGCUAUUGGGGAAGUCAGUCUGCAUGCCCAUUGCUUUCGACCGUAACGCCAACUGCAAAUCCCUGUGGAGUCAAGAUAGACUCUAGUGCGGCAUCGAGUAUUUCAUAUGCCAUUCAAUCUAGCGCAUGUCUAUCGGCAGUGACUCCAACUGUGGCCUGCCCGCCUGGUGUUGAGACGGCGAACUCAGCACACCACGUAGAGCAGUUUUUAGUCUCAGUGGCAGGGUUGUUCGCAGCUACACUUGGUUGGCUCAUCUUCCUGGCGUAA
Trichophyton benhamiae CBS 112371 is the source of this 867-nucleotide messenger RNA. RefSeq lists its product as uncharacterized. NCBI's taxonomy places the organism in Eukaryota, Fungi, Ascomycota, Eurotiomycetes, Onygenales, Arthrodermataceae. The transcript has a single exon. Bases 1 to 867 code for a protein of 288 amino acids. The record is from RefSeq and is a predicted model, not a curated record.